Messenger RNA from Pantherophis guttatus, 752 nucleotides. NCBI's taxonomy places the organism in Eukaryota, Metazoa, Chordata, Lepidosauria, Squamata, Colubridae. The record is from RefSeq and is a predicted model, not a curated record.
GUUCUUCUCAACUUCUGUUUCCCUCCUCAGGUUUGAAGAUGUUUCUCAUCACUUGCUUCGUCUUUGGCCUUUUGGGCAGCCUUACCUGGGCAGCAGGUCCGCGUGGUCGGAGUAUCUGUCCUUCUGGCACCUUUGCCUAUAAAGACGGAAGUGAGUGGAAUUGCUUCAAGUUCUAUGAAGAUCGGUUCACCUUUGAAGAUGCUGAGCAAGAGUGUCAGUUCAGAUGGAAAGGCCAUUUAGCAUCUUUCAAAUCUGACAAGCAGACAAAAUCCGUUGGUGCCUAUGUCAGUAAAGAAAGCAUAGAACGUGGUUGUGUCUGGAUUGGGCUCCGACGAGAUGCAGGUUCUAGUGCGUGUUCUGGAUGGCGCUGGGUUGAUGGAUCACGAGAUACCUAUAGAAAGUGGGGGUAUAAUGAACCCAACAACUUGCAUUAUAAUGAGUAUUGCACCUGUCUCCAUCCUUCAUCUGGGUUCUUGACUUGGAUUGAUAUAGACUGUAACAACCGUCUGAAUUUUCUCUGCAAAUGGAAACCCUCUUAAGCCAAGUCUGCAGAUGGAGUUGGGGGGCUCCCCAUUGAUUGGAAAGCUGAGCUGAGAUCUUGUGUUUCCAUCUUCUUCAUGUGCAAAACCUCUUUUCCACAAAGACCAUCUGAAGGUCAAGCAGUUGGUUCCUCUCUGUCCUCUAGACUUGCUUCUCUUCCCCUCUUUCUGAAGAACUUGCCCCCCCCUUGAUAAUAAAGUCUAUUGCUCUGC